Molecule: messenger RNA, 3092 nt
Organism: Spodoptera exigua (beet armyworm)
Lineage: Eukaryota; Metazoa; Arthropoda; Insecta; Lepidoptera; Noctuidae
Source: the annotation of a GenBank genome assembly
CCCACGUAUUCCAAAACUGAAUAACCUAAAAAAAAGUAAAAUUUUGGAUUUGGAGGGAAUUUAGUACGAAAAAGAAACAAUUUGACAUUUGUUUUGUGACUUUUCGAAAACAAAAAGAUCUUGUACUUCAUACAUGUUGAAACUUGAAGUUUCUCGGUUUAUUUUACUGUAAAAUCUGUAAAUACUGUCAUCAGAGUCAUCUUAUUUUCAGUGAAUAAAUAUUUGUGUUCAAAGUGUUCUCAAUUUAUAAACGAAAACAAAUAAAAGAUUGAGUACGUGCGGUAAAAUAUCGACAAGGACAAUUUGUUACAAAAUUACCAUACAAAGAUUAAAUGUGUCGGUGAUAUUGAAUUGUUGUACAAGAUGACAGCUACAGCAUCUGCAGUUACUGCCUCUGUUGAUGAAGAUUUGGAUGAGUGUGGGCCUCAACUUAUAACGAAGUUAGAGGGCAAUGGCAUCACAUCUGGAGACAUCAAAAAGUUAGAAGAAGCAGGUUACCAUACUGUAGAGUCUGUAGCAUAUGCUCCAAAGAAAUGGUUGAUCACUAUAAAAGGCAUAUCAGAAGCUAAAGCUGACAAAAUACUGGCAGAAGCAUCUAAAUUAGUGCCUAUGGGCUUUACAACUGCCACAGAAUUUCAUCAAAAGAGAUCAGAAAUAAUUCAAUUGACAACAGGUUCAAAAGAACUGGACAGACUUCUUGGUGGAGGUAUAGAAACUGGGUCUAUUACGGAAAUAUUUGGAGAAUUCAGAACUGGGAAAACUCAAAUAUGCCAUACAUUGGCUGUUACAUGCCAGCUCCCCAUAGAGCAAUCAGGAGGUGAAGGGAAAUGCAUGUACAUAGACACAGAGGGUACAUUUCGUCCGGAGCGGUUGCUGGCAGUCGCUCAGCGCUACGGCAUGGAUGGAGCCGCUGUCCUAGACAACGUCGCGUAUGCUCGCGCGUAUAAUACUGACCACCAGACUCAGUUGCUGGUACAAGCAUGUGCCAUGAUGGCAGAAUCUCGAUAUUCUCUAAUAAUAGUGGACAGUGCCACAGCUUUAUACAGAACAGACUACUCAGGUCGUGGUGAGCUUAAUUCAAGACAACUACAUCUUGGACGAUUUAUGAGGAUGCUGCUUAGACUGGCUGAUGAGUUCGGUGUAGCAGUAGUCAUAACGAACCAAGUGGUGGCCCAAGUUGACUCAGUGGGCGUGUUCAACGCUGACACGAAGAAGCCUAUUGGCGGACACAUAAUUGCGCACGCGUCGACAACUCGCCUCUAUUUAAGAAAAGGGAGGGGCGACAAUAGAGUUUGCAAGAUCUAUGAUAGCCCUUGUUUGCCUGAAACUGAAGCUAUGUUUGCUAUAAGUACUGAAGGAAUUACUGAUGCUAAGGAAUAAUUACUAUUAUUUUAGUUAAAGGCAUUUUUCUGUCUGGAGUAUGUGUGUGAGAUUAUAGAGUAUUUUCUUAGUUAUACAUGUAACUGGCUCAGUCCAAUUAUCUCUGUGACAAUAAAAAUGUAUGCUAAUAAAGGAAGAUUUUAACUUUCUCUUAGAUAACUUCUCAAAGUUGUCUCAAAUAAUAUUAAAAGUACAUUGUGCCUUAGUGUUGUAAUUAAUACAUGCUUAAAUUGAGAGUAAAAGACAAUAAUCUUUUUAUAUUUAAAUGGUCUAUGACUAAUGUUUGUCAAUAAUUAUUUUUGUACAUUUUGCCACAGUCUAAAUUCCCAAACAGUCAAAAUAGUAAUAAUCUCAUUGUAAAUAAACAAUCGCCAAUACUGAACUAUUGUAUGAAGUAAAUAAAACAAUAUAUUUAUAAUAAAUAUUAUGCGUUUAUUUUCUCAAAUAUGGCUUACAACAGUUUAUAUAAAUUGCAAGUACCAACAUUAAAAAUAAAUUUCAAGUACAUAUUCGGUUAACAAACUUAUGAUUGCUCAUAAAUUCGUCCUUAAUAUCGAAAAAUAAAAACAAAAAUAUGGUUGAUUUAUUUAAUUUACAAUUUAUAUAAAAUUUGUAUUCUGCUUUAACAAUAUUAAAUGGUUUAUUUUAUUCAAAAUAGAUGAUAUUAUAAGGCUGAAUUAUUGCUUGAGUAUAUAAUAAUAUGCUUUGCGUCGAUCCUUCAUUUGACCGGUGACUCGGUUACAUUAUAAAUAUGCAUUAUGUGAAUUUAGGGCCAAUUUAUACAAGAACAGAAUCGCAGCUCUUCGAAGAAGAAAUGCAUCGUGCUUUUAAAUCUCCAAUGUAAGUAACAGCUACAUUACACUGUUGAGAUAAUAGUUUAUUUUUCCUUUGCCUAAAAACCACUUAACUCUUUCUCUUGCCGGUAUCUUGAGAUAAGUUUGAAUUUAUUUCGCAUUUCCGCUUCGAUGCGCUUCGAUUUCCGUCCGUAUAAAUUGACCCUUACUAAGGCCUAUAAGAUUUCAAUCCUAAAUUUGGUUUAGCAGUCUAUUUUUACUGGAUUAUAAAUAUUUUCUUUUUUUUUAAACAAGAUACUGAACACUAUGUAUCAAGCAGAUUUUUAAUGCAGGUUAUAAUGAAGGCAAUUAUUUAUUUGAGGGCAUUGUUCAAAAAUUGUGUAAGGAACUACAUUUAUCAACCAACCCUAAAUUAUCAGCGAUUCUGCUAAUUACACUGCAAAACUAAUACUACACACCCCUUAGAAAAAUAAUAGUAUAUCGCUAAGAAAAUUUCAUAUAGUAUAAAUAUUUAUGUACUGAUUGUUUUAGCACGCUAUUGUAACUACAAUAUCUGCAUCAUAAGACUUGUUUAAAACUAUCGACUAUAGGAAUUUAAAAAUGUCUACAAUAAUAUGGAAAUUUUCGAAGGCAGAAUUAGAAAUGCGAGUUUACUUUUUUAUUUAUAAUAAACGAAACGAAUACGACAAAAUAAAACAAAGAUCACAUGAAAUUAUAAAAAUAAAAAGGCUUAUAAAUAUUUUAUUAUUAUUAAAAUUAAAUAAUAUUGUUAUUGGUCAUGCAAUUAAAACUACGAACAUUUCGUGGAUGUCUGUCGUUCCAUUAUGUAAGUCGCUAAGAAAUCGCAAUGUUGACUAGUCGACUACCACCUAUUGACUGCUCUUUACAUUAACACAACUCCUUACCGUACCUUGUGGG